Siniperca chuatsi (mandarin fish) is the source of this 9283-nucleotide messenger RNA. It is a transcript of the gene phldb1b, whose product is annotated as pleckstrin homology-like domain, family B, member 1b. Gene Ontology annotation, molecular function: protein binding. The transcript is spliced from 27 exons. Lineage: Eukaryota; Metazoa; Chordata; Actinopteri; Centrarchiformes; Sinipercidae. The coding region runs from base 337 to 5295 and encodes 1652 amino acids. Gene Ontology annotation, biological process: regulation of microtubule cytoskeleton organization. The record is from RefSeq and is a predicted model, not a curated record. Gene Ontology annotation, cellular component: basal cortex.
UGACAGUGAGAGAUAGUGUGUGUGUGUGUGUGUGUGUGUGUGUGUGUCAAGGAGUGGCAGUGAGUGAGAGACCCUGACAACAGAAGGGGGAGAGAGAGAGGACACAACAAAGAAAGGAGCUUCCUCUUUGGAUACCGUCAGAGUUUAGUCUCUUUUCUUUGUGUUUUUGAAUUCUGUGACACCAGCAGCAGUUUUACGCUCCCAUCCCGUCUUUAUGAGCAGCAGCAGUGUGUUUGUUUAGUCCUGUGGUGUUACUGGACCCUCCCACCCAACACACACACACCACUCCGGCAGGAUCUUCAUGUGUCGCAGGGAGCCGUAGACAGCUCAGUGGACAUGGACCGCCUGAACAGGAACGUGCCUGAGUGUGGACGGCAAACCCACCAGGUGUUACAGAGCACUCCACUGGACCUCAUUGAGACUGGAAAGGGGCUGAAGUUCCAGGCAGAGCGCCCGCACCUGGUCAGCCUGGGUAGUGGACGACUGAGUACAGCCAUCACCUUGCUGCCCCUGCCUGAGGGCCGGACCACAAUGGGUCAUGGUCCCAUGGACAUCAACAUCCAGGGCCCUGGGGUGGCUGCCCAGCACUGCUACAUAGAGAACAGGUCAGGGGUCAUCACGCUGCACCCCUGUGGAAACCUCUGUGCUGUUGACGGGCUCCAGGUCACGCAGCCCGUGCGCCUGUCGCAAGGCUGUAUGCUGUGUUUUGGCCAGUCAGCCUUCUUCCGCUUCAACCACCCUGAAGAAGCCUUCAGGAUGAAGAGCAUGGUGCCCCAGGGAGGAAGCGUCUCCACCGGGGACUACAGGCUAUGUCCAGACACGGAGAGCUUGGUCAAUGGGAAUCACCAGGCCAGUCCAGCCCAGUCUCCCCCAGCUCCUGGAGAGAGAGUCCAGUCUGAGCACAGUGCAAUCGUCAGCUCUAUUGAGAAGGACCUCCAGGACAUCAUGGACUCCCUAGUCAUGGAUGACCCCCAGCCUUCUUCCUCAGAGGGCAAAAAGCCUCCCGGAGGCCAACCCAUUCCCCACUCCCCUCUGUCGCCGAUGGUCAAUGGAGGGGGCCGGUAUCUGCUGUCCCCUCCUACCAGCCCAGGGGCCAUGUCCGUGGGGUCCAGCUAUGAGAAUACAUCCCCUCCCUUCUCUCCCCUCUCCUCCCCCUCAGCUGCCAGCAGUGGGAGCUUUACCAGCCCGUCUCCUAGUGGAGGACCCCAGGACCAGAGUUCUUCUCUGCCACCAGUGCCUGUACGCUCCUCUAGCUACAACUUCACCACCCAGCCUCCGCCUGUACCCCAGCCACGGACCAUACUGCCUAACUUCAGCAGCGGUGGGGUGGGCCAGAAGGUUCAGGAAAGCCCCAGGCUGCAGAGGAAGGUCUUAACAGAGGCUCCUCCAAGCCCCAAGCCAAGCCGCAGAGGACUAGGCCAAGAUGGGUCUGAGAGCCCCCGACAGACCCCCCUUCUGUCCUCUAAUGAAUCUCUCAGUAGUAGAAACAUUGUGCCAAGUAGCCCCAGACUCACUCCCAAAUUCCCUAUCUGUCCAUCCCCGUCGCCCUCCAGUCCCAGGACCAAGACAACCACAGUGCUCCAGGAAAGGCCUGCCAGCCCUUUCAGAGAGCAGAUCAGUCUAACUGACUGUUCCCUAACCUCCAGCUCCUCCAGGCAGCUUUCCCAACCCACCAGAGCCUUCCAGCCUCCCCUGGACCCCAUUGUCCACAUCAUCCAAGGAUCGCCGCUCCAGCACCAGCCACGUUCACUGCAGCCCCCUGAAAGCCCUCGCAUGGCCAGGAGAAACAUGGAGCUGAACGGCGGCAGCGGAGGGGUCAGCAGUAUGAGAGAGCUGCCACCUCUUAGCCCCUCAAUGGCUCGGAGAGGGGUCCCGGUACUCCCGGGGGCGCUCCCAGGGACAAUCCCCAACUUGAGGACUCCAGAUAGCCCCUCAAGUCUGGGCAAGUUUGUCCCAGAGAGUCCCAGGCUCCGACGCAAGUCCGGAUCCACAUCCGAGGAGCCGAUGUGCAGCAGGGGGAUCCGAGCCCGCAGUCCAUCGCCUACCUCAAUGAUGAUGGAGGGUGGUGGUGGUGCCGGAGUAAGGAAGGCAAGCUUUGGGAAUUCCCUGUCACCUGCUUACAGUCUGGGCUCCCUGCCUGGCUCGUCUCCCGUAUCCAGCCCCAGGACCCACAGGAAGAUGUCCGCAGGGAGACCCCACCCUGGGAUGAGGGAGAGGAAGAACAGCAUCUCGGAGAUCAGCGACAACGAGGACGAGCUGUUGGAGUACCACCGACGACAAAGAGAGGAGAGGCUUCGAGAGCAGGAAAUGGAGAGACUGGAGAGACAGCGACUAGAGACCAUCCUAAACCUCUGUGCUGAAUACAACAAAGGAGAGAGCACCGGCCUGGACCCCCUGAGCUCAGGGAGGACAGGUUUCCCUGGGGGGCUGGCAGAUGGCUUGGGGCGGAGACCGUCCAUGGAGAAUGUCCUAGGAGGGACACCGUCCUCAGCCACGCUCCACCUGGUGCAGAGACAAAGAGAGAGCGACGAGGAGAAUCUGAAGGAGGAGUGUAGUAGUACAGAGAGCACUCAUCAGGAGGUGAGGACAUCUCCUGCUCCCAGCACUGCAUCAGCACUGCACAAUGGAGACAGACAGCAUGAGGACUCAUCCAGUUCAGGCAGCGCAGGUCGUCUGGAGCUGGGUUACCUGGAAGACGAGCGGGUUCGUGUUCUUGCUCGCAUCGAUGAGCUCAAAACCCGGCUGACGGAGCUGGAGCAACAACUCCAGGAGUCCAAACAAGAGGCAGAGAUGGAGCGUGCCUUGCUGCAGGGCGAGAGGCAGGCGGAGCUCGACCAGAUAGAGGCCGAAAUGGACAUCGUCACUCAGCUGCAGCACAAGCUGGACGAGCUGGAGAGCGCCAUCCAGAGGGAGAAAGACAAGGAGAGGGCUAAUGUUGAGGCCGAACGCCGGGCCCUGCAGAGCCUCCAGGAGGGCUACACUGAGUUGAAGAACCAGCUUCAUAACUGUCCCGAGUCCCUGCGGGAACAGUUGCAGGAACAGCUCAAAAGGGACGGAGAGGCAUUGGAAGCAGGAACCAAAAAGUUCGAGGACCUGGAGUUUCAGCAGCUGGAGAGAGAAAGCAGCCUGGAGGAGGAAAGAGAAACCAUCAGCCAGCAGCUGCUCCAGGAGAGAGCAGAGUACCACAGCAGUGUGGCCAAGAGGAAGGAGAAGGUGUCUGCACUGGAGAGUCAGGCCAACCAGCUGGGCCUGCAGGCAUCUCAGGAGUGUGAGCGGCUGGCCAGAGACAGGACCCUUGCACUGCAAAUGCUUCAAAAGGAGAAGGAGAGGCUGUCGGCCCUGGAGAAGAGAUACCACAGCCUGACGGGUGGAAAGAGCUUUCCCAAGUCCUCCUCUGCAAUGAGAGAGGAAGCGCUCCAUAUCAGCGAGGCUGACCUGUUGUUGGAGGAUGUCCACUCCUCCCAGCAUUCUCUCUGUCGAGCCUCUCCUUCCUACUUACAUCCCUCCCCUCCCUGUCAGUUCUACCCCAGCAGCCCUACGGAGGAGUACAUGAAGCUGGCAGAUGUCUAUAAGAUGUACGGCAGCAGCGGCCGCCAUGAAAGCAGCAAGCCCGCCUCUCACGGCCGCUCGUGUGCCAUAGAUGCUGCAUUAGCUGGCGCCUGUGAGGAGUAUGUGACUGUGGGCCAGUUAAAUCAGAUGUAUGGGAUGCCAAAGGUGGAGUCGUCCCCUACUUCCCCGCUUCGCCAGUCCCUGCAGUCUGGAGCGGUAGACCCCGCCUUCUCGUGCCUCCCCUCUCCUCAUGGCUCCUCCCUCUCUCUCUCUGUGGAGUACCAGUCUGAGGGCAGUAGGCCUCACCUCCCCAAGCUAGAUUUAGAGCAGUGGUACCAGGAGCUGAUGGCUGGCUCCAGCCAGCUCUGUCCUCCCCCUCUGCCAGCCAAGUCACGGUCAGGCCGCAGGCCUGUGCUGCAGGUGUUCCGCUCGAAGCUGGACAGUGAUCCAGGCCUGUCUCUUCAUCAACCUAAGUCAGGCUCUGCAUCCCCGCUGCAGCACGGAGCAGCAACACUGGGACGCAACACGAGCUCAAAGCAGAGCCCCCUGCUGGUGGCCAACAGCACUGGCAGUUUGCCCAGGAACCUGGCUGCAACCCUGCAGGACAUUGAGACCAAGAGACAGCUCGCUCUGCAGCAGAAAGAGCCCCAGACCACCAGACAGAACACCGUAGAGGGAGGCUCAGCAGGUCAGCAGGUGAUCGAAGAGCAGCGUCGUCGUCUGGCCGAGCUCAAACAGAGAGCGGCGGCGGAGGCUCAGUGUCAGUGGGAGGCGCUGCACGGCUCUCAGCCGCACCUCAUGACUUCGUCCUCCUCAUCGCCCUCCUACUCCCCGGUCAUGGCCUACAGCCCCGCGCUGAGCCACAGCUCUGUAGGCCCUCCCCCUCUGGUUCACCACUCCAUCCUGCACCACCAGCCCCCAUCAGCCGGAGAGCAGCCCUAUGACACCCUGAGCCUGGAGAGCUCCGACAGCAUGGACACCAGCGUGUCCACGGGGAACAACUCGGCCUGCUCACCAGAUAACAUGUCCAGUGUCGGAGGAGCGGACACGCUGAAGAUCGAGGAGAUGGAGAAAAUGCUGAAGGAGGCGCAGCUGGAGAAAGCCAGACUCAUUGAAUCGCGGGAACGAGAGAGCCUGGCUCGCCGUCAGAUGCUGGAGGAGGAGAGGAGGAGGAGGGAGGAGGCGGAGAAAAGACUGCACGAUGAAACUUUCCAUCGGCAGCAGCUAGUGGAGAAGGAGGUCAAGAUGAGGGCCAAGAACUUCUCUCAGGCCCGUCCUAUGACUCGCUACCUGCCCAUUCGGAAGGAGGAGUUUGACCUGCGCUCCCACGUGGAGUCGUCGGGCCACAGCGUGGACACCUGCUACCACGUCAUCCUCACUGAGAAGAUGUGCAAGGGCUACCUGGUGAAGAUGGGAGGCAAGAUCAAGUCCUGGAAGAAACGCUGGUUUGUCUUCGACCGCCUCAAAAGGACCUUCUCCUACUAUGUUGACAAACAUGAGACCAAGCUGAAGGGUGUGAUCUACUUCCAGGCAAUAGAAGAGGUCUAUUAUGAUCACCUCCGCAGUGCCACAAAGAAGGGAUUUUUCAACUUGAAUAUGACGAGUAGCCCGAACCCCUCCCUGACGUUCUGCGUAAAGACCCACGACCGGCUCUACUACAUGGUGGCCCCCUCAGCAGAGGCCAUGAGGAUCUGGAUGGAUGUGAUCGUCACAGGAGCAGAGGGAUACACACAGUUCAUGAACUGAGAGACACACAGUACAGAGAGCGCAGGUGACGAGCAGAUCGUUUCGGCAGGGACUCUCCCAUCACAGACUCUACAGGCCCUCUCUGUUUCCAGUCCACAGCAGACACUACGCCUUGUUUGUUACUUUUCAUUUUUAAUCUCACACUUUGAUUUUACUAUGUAGAUGUUUUCACCUCCACAUUUUCUACGUGAUUCUGUUUGGAUUGAAAAAGGGAGCCGUUGGAGCACACACUCACACACACCUCUGUAUAUAAACCAAAAUGUAUACCUGUCAAAGACUUUUAAAAAGCCUUUCUAUAUUGCCAAAUGGAGAUCUUGUAGUUACUGUUUGUUGGUCCUUUUGUAUGAUUUGUUUCCUGUCUUUUUUUCUUUUUACUUUUACAGAAACUUGCCAAAUGACAUAAUGCCAAUGUUUUGUUUGAGUGUUCCAUCAUGACUAUGUUCAGUUUAGACAGAAAGAGUUUAAAAGAAUCUUCAAUCAAACGGUGUAAUCAAUUUAGAAAUAUAUUUGAAAGAAUCUUAUUCAAAUGUAUGAAUCUAUGACAAAUCAUAGAAAUCAACAGGAGCUGGAGAUGAUCUAAAAGUCCAGCACACUUGACUUUAACAGUGAAACAGUAAAACAUUGCAUCAUCCAAGUCCACAAGUCACUUCACCUCAGUGCUGCUCUUAGACUAGAUACUAACAGUAAAUCAAGUGCAGCAUCUACAACACAUUAAAAGGUGUCCAUAUGCUAGACAUAUUUACUUCACAUAGGCUUACCAAAGUAAUCAGAGGUAUUUUGUUAAGACUUUGACCGACUACAGCUCAGGAGUUCACUCUGCAGUUCUCACUAUGGUUCGAUCAACAUGGGGUUUUAAAAGCUGGUACUGAUAUUAGUAUUGAAGCUGCUGAUAAACAUUAUUUGGUGCAGUAUUUAGUACAUUUGAAAAUAUUACUAAAAAGCACUAAACCCAGAAUAAUAAAGUACUAGAAUUAGAAUAAGAUUAACAUUAGUUCGACAUUUUGGGAAAGGCGCUUAGUCGCUUUCUUGCCAAGAGUUAAACGAGAAGAGUGAUACCAGUCAUGUCUGUAUGCUAAAUAUGAAGCUAGAGCCAGGAGACAGUUAGCUUAGCUUAGCAUAAAGACUGGAAGCAGAGGGAAACAGCUAGCCUAGCUCUGCAAAAACAUCCGCCUACCAGCACCUCUAAAGCUACAAUAAAACUAAAUGUAAAAAUGACAAGUUGUGGUUUAUUUUGAGAAAUACGUCUUUUACAGCGUUGGAGCUGGAUUUUUCCAUUUUGCUGGGAUGCUUUCUUUGUGCUAAGCUAGGCUCAACAAGCUAGGCUCAACAUUCAGAUUCAGACAACUUUAUUGAUCCCAAGAAGGGCAAUUAAUUUGCAGCUCACCCAGUGCAUACACAGGACUCAAAAACUCACAGGCAAGGUAGUUACAUGUCAGAGGAAGAAAUGGAGGACUUAGAUUAGCGGUUUGUUCUCCCAAGGGGCGUUAUAAUGUGCCCCUUGGGAGAACAACACAUUAUAAUUCACUAGCCAGAACAUGGUCAGGUUGGCUGAUAAUUCCUUUUGCUUUCUGGGCCACCUGUUUUUCCCAGAGAGAGCACAAGUCUCACAAUACCGUUGAGGCUAUUCUUAUCCUUAACAGACAACCCAUUAAACCAGCAAAUAAAUGAUUGAUUAAAAAUUACAUAAAACAGUAUCACAGACAAGCUUCUGCAUUAAGUGAAUUCUUUGUUGUCCACGCUUGACAACCAAUUCUGUGUUUAUAUCGAAUUUGAGUUGAGAGUCAAACACUGUUCCUGGAUACUUAUAUGUGUCGACAAUUUUAAAAAAGUGGUCAGUCCAUCAUAUCAGUUGGAGGACACUCACAUCAAACACUCAGAGGUUGACUUCCAAAAAAAACUGUAUAUUGGUCAACCAUUGAUGCCACAUUCUCAGUGUACUUUUGAAUAUGUUGAACAUGAAUAUCUCACUGUAUGAUGCUGCUGUGUUGCCAACUCAAGGUGUAAAUUGCAUAUCUAUGUGUGCUCACAGAUUUCAGAAAAGGCUCAUCUAUUUGCCAAGUAGCCUUUAGCUAACUUGAUGAUGCGCCUACACAGCUGGGAAGCAGCCAUCAUCACUGCCAGCCUAAAGCGAAACCACUAGAGGGCGCUACCGAGACCACACCAACACAGGAUAGAAAAUACGGACUAAUGCAAUCCAGAACUGUGCCUUGACUAUGUGUUGUUAUUGAUGCCGUGUCCGAGUCCAGUACAGCCUCGCUGGAAGGCUACAGUUGUAUGAAUGAAUUUAAUUUGUGUUUCUAAGCUGCAAUGCAGUAUGUGGACAGGUUUGCAUGAGGUUUUGUACACCACUAGGGGGAUGUCUGCCUGUGGCAUCAUUACAGGCAGAUACCGAAGGCCCUGAGCACAGUGGGGAUCAGCUAGCUCACGGUCAUUAUUUAAACUGUAAAUGUACGCAGUCUUGUUAUCAAAAAAGGAGCACUCCACCAAUUUUACACGCCAAAGUCAGUUCACUCAUCAUGGGGAGUACCAGUAUUCAGCCUGAGAACAGCUGUAUAAUGUCUUCUGUAGGAGCUUUGUUGAGUCUGCGAACACAGCCCUGAUGAUGUAGUGAUGUAGUCAUCAGGGUUAUCGAAGCUUGAGCUUGGAGUCCACGAAUUUCUAACUGAAAACCUGUCAUAAAAACAGGGACAGUUUCCUUUUGCACACACCAAAUUUCUGCUGUUUGUACAUUCACUAAUGAAGGCUUAAGUCAUCACAACUUAGUUUGCCGACUUUUAAUUUGCAAAAUACUGGGUUUACUUUUGUCACUUUAGAUUAUACUGUAUAUCAUACGAAGCAGUUUCCCAAUUAUGGGUGAUAGAUGUUUAAAAAAAAAAAAAAGUGUGAGACUACAUACCCUCUUGAAAUUUGGUUAUAAAAAUCAAUAUAAAUGUUUUGUAUUAGUAAUUACUGAUUGCAAUUGUUUGCCUUAUAACUAAAAAAUAUGUUUACUCAACUUUUAAUUUAAUAUCACAUCACUGAUCAUCCAUCAUCAGUGAUAAAGUCACACAAACUCACCAAAACGUCCCUCCCUGCUUUGAAUCCCCACUGUGAGCCGAGGCCUGCGUGCAUGAGGACAGAUAAAGACAUCUUGUAUCUUCAGCUUUAACAGACUGUAACUGACCGGCUCGCCCGGUGUCUUUGUCGUCAAGUGUUGAUCAUCACAUCGUGACUCUACCGAUCGGCCGUGAACAUGACAUCCGGCAUCUGUUGUUUUGUAGAAGCUGAGGACAAACUACUCUGAUUUUUGGAGCAUGUGGAACUGUAGUUUAGUUUCAUGUGUUGGUACAGUAAUGAUAAUUUAUGGUUGUGGUGCCUGAGAUAGUGACACGUUUACUUCUAAAAAAAAAAAAAAAAAAAAAAAAAAAGACGACUAGUGAAAAGACCUUAAUAUAUUCUGUCCCCCUUGCCUUGACUUUCCCUGCACAGUUAACGUGCAAACCAAACUCUUCAACACUGGCAAGGCGGUUAAAUCAUGUCUGUUGAUAGUAGGUGGUAUAUACAUUACUGUUAUCUAUGUUCAAAAGAAAGGAAACUAAAUAUACUGUAAAGAGGAUGCCUGAAUGAAAAAAAUGAUCUUACUAUUAAAUGAAAUGAAACAGUAUGUAUGGAAAGAAGUACAAUUUUUACUUAUUUUUGUCAUUUUAGAAAUUUUAUUGUCAGUUACAUUUCAAGUUGUAUGGUAGUGAUGUAUAAAUCUACCUUUUUUUUUUAAACUGGUACAGCAGAAAAAACACACACACGCACACACACACACACACCCCUACACCUAGCACUCGCGAGACAGUACUUUUGUUUUUCUAGAAAGUAGAUCCUGUUUCAUACACACCCUCAGAAUCAGUACUCGGACCAUACUGUGUUAUUGGUACCCUGUAUGUCUCAUGCGUUACUUUCACGUAUGGAUAAUAUGGAUUUUGUCAAAUCUAUUAAAAACAGAACUGUUACAGAA